Molecule: messenger RNA, 420 nt
Organism: Chaetomium globosum CBS 148.51
Lineage: Eukaryota; Fungi; Ascomycota; Sordariomycetes; Sordariales; Chaetomiaceae
Exons: 3
Coding region: 1-420 (139 amino acids)
Source: RefSeq, a predicted model, not a curated record
AUGGCCGCAACGGACACAGCAAAACGAUGCUUUUCGAAAUCGCAAGCACCCCUGCUGUUACUGAGUGCCAUGCACCCGGCUGCGCAAAACACACCCCCAGGCUACCACAAUACAACGUUGGGGUGCACGCUCGCCGGCCGUUUUCUCCGGCGACUCCGUAUCACGGACGGCGGGGUAUCUUGUACAUGGAGCGAUGGCCACUUCCGCCACCCGAUCAAAAAGCUCAAGGUCGGGCGAGUUGCCAGCGAUCCCUCAGCGUCCAGACAUUUUGCUGCUUCGACCGCUCAGUCUCCACUGCUGCAGCUUCCGACAGAUCACAAGAUUUUACGGCAAUGGUUGCUGCUUCCCGCCCAGCGGAGUGCGCCCCAGGACCCUCAUGGAGAUGAUGCGCAAGCCAUUGGAAGAGCGAACAAAUUUUGA